CCACAAGCUCCCUUAGCAACGGUCGCCGUUGAAACGGAGGGAGACGCCCCCUGCGGAUUGGCUGCACCCUGUCUUUCUACGGCGCCGAUUGGCUGAGGCGUCGCUAGAGAGCCAGGCCUUGGCAGUAGCUGCCCGAGGACCGGCGUUCCCAGGACCUGGGCGGGACAGAGCCAGUGGUGACCCACGGCAAAGAGGAGCGACGAGAUGAUCCGUCAGAAGUCCAGCCAAUUCCUAGGACUGAAGAUGCAGUCGGAGCUUGAACAGCCCUCCGAACUGCAGCGGGAACCCGAGAGGGAACUCACUUCUUUGGAUGAGUCCGUCAUGCGUAUAGCAACAGGUGUGCGGCCUGAGUCCGGCACCGCGGCCUCGGUAGAAGCGGAUGAAGAUCCUGCAGCCAACUUGUUCCCGCCGCCGCUGCCCCGGCCCCGGAUCUGCAUGUGGAAGUACCUGGACAUCCAUUCCAUGCACAGGCUGGAGAAGACCACCAACACUGAGGAGAUGAGGGAGGUGCUAGCUGAGCUGUUGGGGCUAGGCUCUCCUGAGCAGAGCCUGCGGGAUGCCAUCAUCCUGGACCUUUUCUCCCAUGCACUCAUCUUCUGCCGCCAGCAGGGCUUUUCACUGGAACAGACAUCAACAGCUUGUGCUCUGCUCCAAGAUCUUCACAAGGCCUGUCAACCCCCUUGGGCAACGUGGAGGAAUGUUACCGCUACUUCACCAGUGUUCUUUUUUGCCAUGGAGUCAGGCGGCCUCCCUUCAGUAUCAACCUCUUUAGGGAGGAACAGCUGCUUGCCCUGGCAGAUUAUGUGGUCAACACCUACUUCCGCCACUUCAAGCUCUACAAAUAUGUCUUCACACCCCAGGUACAGAGGCCACCUCUCAUCUCCCCCUUUCACUCAGUGCAGAUGCCCUCCUCUCAGCCUCCCUCCUCCUCCCUCUUCCCAGGUGAGGCUGGACCUAUCUUUGACUUACAUAGGGCUACAGCCGUCUGAGCUCUGGCCAGAGGAUGAGACAGAGAAAGAAGGCGAGGAGGUGGGCGAGCAGGCAGUCACCCCACAGGAGGAGGAGCUGGAAACAGUGGUCCAGCCAGAGCAAGAGCCAAGCCAGGUCUCCAUCCUGCAAGCCUACAUCAAGACCCAGAUGAGCAAGGAGCUGGGGCAGCUCCAACAGCUGAUAGAGGAGCGGCUCAAAGCCAGCGAGGAAAGGCUCAACAGCAAGUUGACCAUCCUAGAGCGGCCCUUCCAGCUACCUCCUGGCAAAGGCAAGAACAAGACCAAGUGACCCCCAGCAUUUUCCCCAAUAAAGGCCUGGGGCA
This is a messenger RNA of Acinonyx jubatus (cheetah), 1312 nucleotides long. RefSeq names its product cilia and flagella associated protein 119 (gene CFAP119). The record is from RefSeq and is a predicted model, not a curated record. The transcript has 8 exons. The coding region runs from base 205 to 1278 and encodes 357 amino acids. Lineage: Eukaryota; Metazoa; Chordata; Mammalia; Carnivora; Felidae.